AUGAAUUCAAAGUUCUCGAUUUCUUUAUUUUUACUGUUAUUAGUGAAUGAUUGUUAUUCACAAUAUCAACAACAAGGAGGAUUCCAACAACGAUCUGGAUCUUUUCAACAAAGUGGAGGGUUCCAACAAAAUGGAGGAGCUCAUAGGUACAUCUCAAUUUUUGUUUUAUGUGUAUCAGUUGUCCUUGACGUUUUUGGUAGCAUGAUUAUUUUCUAAUUUAAAAAAUAAUAAUCAAGAUUUGAUUUGAGAAAAAAACAAAGAAAGUAGUAAAAUGAUCGAAAUCAAAUUGAUAAAAAAAUGAUCCGGAAUGAAUUUUUGAACUUAUUAAUAUGAAAUAUCGAUUGAUAUUUUAUAAAUUGGCACUCGUAUGACUCAUUUUUUCUAGUAAUAUUGAUUUUAUGAAAUUGGGGUAAUUUCAAAAGAGUAAGAACAAUAAAACAAAUUCUGAAAAUCGGAGCGAAUAAGAAUAAUUCUUGUUGCGAAAUAAUAAACAUUUUUCUUCAUUUUAUUAUGUCUAAAUUUUGUUGAAAGUCUGUUAGUUAUUCGAAUUUUAAAUGAUGUUACAUAGAGAUUUAUUAGUUAGAAUGAAAUUUUGUCAUAACUUUGAGGUUCAAGAUAUGGAAUAUAGUAGUUUUAAAAUUUUUACUUUAUUUUUAAAUAAAGUAAAUUUUAAAAAAUCCGUUUCACUUCAAAAAUAUUUUAUAAUUUUCAAUUUAAAACCACCCAAAACCCCCAUGUUCCCAAAUAUCCCUGCACAUCUUCUCCCAAAAUUUUACCCCACACCAUUAUGUCUUGUUGAUUUUUUCAGUAGGUACCAACAAUCGCAUGUAAUCGUACCGGGACCUGGUCCUGUAAUGUCCAACAAUUUUGGCGGAGGCGGUCAGUUCACAGAGAAACGCGUGAUUAGCAUUCAAGAAAAGUAAGAACCUUUUGUUCAAUGACUAAACAAAAUGUACUAUCCUUUUUUGUAUGAAUGAAUGAAUAAAAAUAUGAAUGAAUUGGAAGAGGGAAAAAACAAAGAUUUGAAUGAAUACGGAAAUGAUUCAUUUUUCAGUAUACAAGGAAGUUCCCAAGGUGUUGGUGGAGGUGGUGGCUACGCUUUUGGUUCCGGGUUUCAAGGUGGCGGAUAUUCUGGACAAUUUGGACAAAAUGGACAAUAUGGAGUAAGUUUUCACUAGCCUUUAUAAAAUUUUAGUUAGUUUUUUUUCAAAUUGAUUUUUUUCAGCAGUUCGGAGGACAAUAUGCUUCUAGUACUGGAGUAAAAGGUUCGCAAGUUGUUCUUCGAUUAACAACAUAUACCAACUCUGGUCUGAAAUUGCAAAACGAUACAACAUGUAAUUGCCCAAUCUCAUAUUGCAACUUUGUUCAAAGCAAUCAACAAAAUCAAUGUCAAUUCAGUUUUGUUAUCGUGAUCUCGGGAGCAGAGUGAGUUUUUGUUUUUAUUGUUGUCAUGGCAGAAAAUUCGAAACUAUUUCGUAUCAUUCAUUCCAAUAUGCAUAUGUUAUUUGCACAAUGAUAACGUUAUACCAGCCAGCUAGGCUUAUUGCCACAAUAAAAAUAAUCAUCAGAGUAUUAUUGGAAUGCUGACUAAUCACAUGAUGACUCAGCAAUUCUAGGGAAUAAGGGAAAGACAGAAUUGUGAAAAUAAAUAAAUGAUGAAAAAUAUCCAUGAACAUAAGAAAUUGAUAGAAUAUGGACAACAUAUUGCGAAGGAUUCUACAGUUUUGACAAAAUUAAUCUGAAUUUUCCACGUGAAAUUUUUUAUCAUCAUAAACAUCUCUAUAUUUUUUCCAGCCAAUCCAUUGAAUAUGAUCAAUCGAAUUUCUUCCCGGUCCCAUCAAAUGGAGUUAUGGCAACUGGAAAUUGGACAAAUCAACAUGUUUUCCUACUCAACACUAAACCUGUAUGUUUUUCCGAUUUUUUCAUCACUUUUAAUAUAUAUCUGUUUCAGGUUUCAAUCGAUAUUUUUGUUCAGCAUUUGGGAGUUGUAAUUUCGAGCACUGGACAACUAUUAUUCUUCAACCACUUAACACAAGUUGAUUCGUUUUCAGUUGAUCUUUCUAAAUUUGAUGGAACAUCUGCUCAAGGAGAUUCAAUUCUAACUUUAACUGGAAAAGAUUUGGGAACACAGUAAGUGCAUUAAAAAAAUUUUCCAAAAAUAAUUAUAUUUAUAUCAGGCUUCAAUUAACUUUGAAUGUUAUUUGCAUCAACAACAUGCUUGGUCCAUUAUGCGAUUUGACUUGUAAUUCAACUGGUGCUGUUGCCAAUCACAAUGUUAUCUGCUUCAGUAAUCGAACAAAUACUUUCUCAAGCUGUAGAUGGAAUGCUCAGCUGACACAGGUUACUGAUUGUUAUGUUUGCACACAUGGUCAAUAUAAUGGAACGUGUGCAGCUGGAAUUGUUGUCGCUAAUACAGUAAGUUGUUUAUUUGUUUUCUAAAAAAAAUUAUAUUGGGACCGCGGAAGAUUAUUUGAUUUUGGAACAAUUUAGAAACAUUUCUCUUUGUUUUGAAAUUUUGAAGAAUGUUAUUUUUUUCUGAACAUUCUUAUAAUUACAAACUUAUCAGAAAUAUAUUUUUUCAGGGAGUCAGCUCGGCAUUCAGAGUGUGGACAAUUGUUUUGGGAUGUUUAUUAGGAAUUGCUUUAUUACUUCUCCUCUGUCUUAUCUUGUCCUAUAUUAUGUAAGUUUAUAAUUCUAAAAACUAUCAGUUAAUUCGUAUUUUAGUUGCUUCAGAGCUCGUAACCGUGAAGAAGAGGUCACCGAAUCUUCUGCUGUUUAUAAAGAAACAUAUGAUAACAAAAAUUACGAGGACACGAGGACCUCAGCAACAUCAAGAAGGUAUCAGCAAAAUCAACAUCACAAGAGAACGUCGGCUGAUAGUGAAGUAGAUCAACCAUUAGUUACAAAUGAGGAAUGGACAAGUACAACAGCUUCUAAACGACCAGUCGGAAUUUUGACGCGUAGAAAUGAGCCUGCUCCAGCCCCUGCUCCAAUUCACGAUCACAAUGUUCGAAAAAUUGAUGUUCAACAUCAACAAAGUUCAAGCAAUCAAGGGCAUUAUUCACAACAAGCUCAGCAACAGCAACAUUAUCAAGCAUCAAAUGCAUCCGAUUAUGGAGGAAGAAGACAACAAGAUUCACCAGACACUGAGGUUUGUUUUUGUGAGAGUUCAAAGUAACAUGAAUCAACAAAACACUGCUCUUUUCUCUCUCUUUACUUUUCUAAUGUUUCUUUCAUUUCAGGAGAGCUAUUUGGCAAACGGCCAGGUGCAGCAAACAACGACCACAACAACGACCACGACAAGGCGGGAACACAUUGUCUAA
This is a messenger RNA of Caenorhabditis angaria, 3323 nucleotides long. NCBI's taxonomy places the organism in Eukaryota, Metazoa, Nematoda, Chromadorea, Rhabditida, Rhabditidae. The record is from the annotation of a GenBank genome assembly.